AUGGCCCGCCCGAAACUCCAGGGCCGGGCCUUCUACGAGUCUUUGGGCUCCCCCAAGCAUAUCGUCGCGCCCAUGGUCGACCAGUCCGAGUUCGCCUGGCGCCUCCUCACCCGCUCCUUCCUGCCUCCCGACCUCCGAACGUCCAUCCUAGCCUACUCGCCUAUGCUGCACGCCAAAAUGUUCGCCGAGUCGCCCAAGUACCGCGCUUCCCACUUCGAGCCUUUGCAACCUCCGCUCUCCCUCGCGCAGCCUGGAGAUGCAGAGCAGCAGAAAGCGGCGGAUCUGGAGAAGGAUGCGUAUAUGGAUGGGAAUCCUAAGAUCGACCGGCCGCUGUUCGUGCAGUUCUGCGCGAAUGAUGCGGAGCACUUUCUUGAAGCGGCGAAGAUUGUGCAGCCGUACUGUGACGCUGUGGAUUUGAAUUUGGGAUGUCCGCAGGGGAUCGCGAGGAGAGGGAACUAUGGAUCUUUUCUGCAAGAAGAUUGGGGGACGAUUCACAAGCUUAUACGGACGUUGCACGAGAAGCUCGAUAUCCCUGUCACGGCGAAGAUGCGGGUUCUGGAGACGAGGGAGAAGACGCUGGAGUAUGCGAAGAUGAUUCUGGAUGCCGGGGCGAGCAUUAUUACCGUGCAUGGCAGGCAGAGGGAGCAGAAGGGGCAUAAUACUGGAUUGGCGGAUUGGAAGAUGCUGAGGUUCUUGAGGGAGAGUUUGCCGCCUGAUACUGUGAUUUUUGCGAAUGGGAAUAUUCUGCAACAUGGUGAUAUUCAGACGUGCUUGGAGGAGACGAAGGCGGAUGGUGUGAUGAGCGCGGAGGGGAAUCUGUAUGAUCCUUCGAUCUUUGCUACGCCGCCACUGGCUGGAGAGGAGGGGCGAGAGUACUGGCGAGGUAGAGAUGGGAAGGGCGGGUACCGGUGCGAUGCUGUGUUGCGACGAUAUCUCGACAUCAUCCACACCCACGUUCUGCGGAAAGACCCACCUCCUCGACACUCGCUCUUCCUACCCUCCGAUGAGCCUUCCCCAGAGCAACGGGCAGCCCAGGAAGAGAGUAAACGAAAACUUGAGCCAGAGACCAACGGCCACUCUCCCAAAGACGACGGCCAACCACCCACCAAGAAGCAGAAACGCGAAGCAGCCAAACAGCAGCACGAAGAAAAGAAGAAGAACGGCAGCAAGCAAGAAAAAACCAACGCAGCCAACCUCGUAGCCAUGCAAGCCCACUGCUUCCAUAUCCUCCGCCCGCUCGUCUCCAAGCACCAUAACGUGCGCGACGCGCUUGCUCGGUCUCGCGUUGGAGACAUCGAGGCCUACGAAAACGUGCUCACGCUCACUGAAGCAGCUGUUCGAGAAGGACUGCUAGAGUACGAGCGAGAUCCUCCUCCAUUCGAAGACGCAGCUGAAGAAGACGCAAAAGCGGAAGUUGAGAACUCGCCGGACGAAAGCAGCGUCGAAGCCGUCAAGCGCUGCAAACGCCCCUACUGGGUCUGCCAGCCGUACGUGCGGCCGCUGCCGAAAGAAGCGUUGGAGAAGGGGAGUAUGCAGUUGAGCAAGAAACAGAUUAAAAAGCUGGAGAAGGCGAAUGAGGAGGCGAAGAAGAGUGGCGUUGCGCCGGAAGGGCGAGUCGAGAGCGUGCAGCCGCCUGAGCGAGAAGAGGAGGCCACGAAGGGAGCAAUUGACGGAGAGACAGGCAACGUGGAGCUGCCGAAGGAAGGCAUGGUCGCUGGAUGA
Messenger RNA from Saxophila tyrrhenica, 1722 nucleotides. It is a transcript of the gene DUS1, whose product is annotated as tRNA dihydrouridine synthase. The transcript has a single exon. Bases 1 to 1722 code for a protein of 573 amino acids. The record is from RefSeq and is a predicted model, not a curated record. NCBI's taxonomy places the organism in Eukaryota, Fungi, Ascomycota, Dothideomycetes, Mycosphaerellales, Extremaceae. Gene Ontology annotation, molecular function: tRNA dihydrouridine synthase activity; flavin adenine dinucleotide binding. Gene Ontology annotation, biological process: tRNA processing.